Molecule: messenger RNA, 3544 nt
Organism: Podospora bellae-mahoneyi
Lineage: Eukaryota; Fungi; Ascomycota; Sordariomycetes; Sordariales; Podosporaceae
Exons: 3
Coding region: 2028-3173 (381 amino acids)
Biological process (GO): hydrogen sulfide metabolic process; glutathione metabolic process
Molecular function (GO): sulfur dioxygenase activity
Source: RefSeq, a predicted model, not a curated record
UGGGAAGCAUAAUUUGUCAAUUAAUUAAUCUCUGAGCCAGCCCUUGGGACCACCCCAGGUGCCUUUAACCAUAUACUUGUAGUAUACCCAAGGAAAAAAGUCCUUUUUCAAGUGAUAAAAUGCCCGUCUCGGCACCGCCUGGUCAAUCCUCAGCGCCUUUCCAAACGUCUCCUUGGGUACGCCGCCGUACUUGAACUCGGCCAGCAGCACCUUGCCGUACUCUGUCAACAGCGGGCACGAUGUGUAGCCGUCAUACUCCUCGUCCGCCUCCUUGCCCUUCAUUGACCUCAGCACAUUCUUGACCAGAACCGGCGCUUGCGCCGUGAUGGCUGCGGCCGUCUUGGAUGUGGGCAAACUGGAAGCAUCUCCGGCACUCCACACAUUCUUCCACUUUUUGUGCCGGAGCGUCUCUUCGUCGACAUCGACAAAUCCAGCCUCGUUGGCAAGAGGACUGGAUUUGACAAAGGCGUGAGCGCCCAUUUUGGGAGUGACAUGCAUCAGAUCAAACUUGCGGGUGAGCUUCUGGUUCUCGCCAUGGCUAAACACGGCAUCGUUGCCGUUGAUUUCAACCAGAUCAUGCGCAAACAAUCCCUCUACUCCUCUCUCUUUCCGCAGCUUUUCCAGCACGGCAGAGUACUUGGGAACGCCAAACAUGACGGGAAGGCCGGUCGCGAAUGUGAUGUGGAUGGGUGAUGACGAGGGGUUUGCUGGGUCGUAAAGACCGGAUUUCUUCCAGUGAUCAAGGGCAAGCCACAUGAUCUUUUGAGGAGCGCCGGCGCACUUGACAACACCCAUCGGCUGGGUGAAAAUGGCCUGGCCGCCCUUGAGUGCCUUGAUGGUGCGAUCCGCCUUGUCGCACGUGUCGUAGCCGUAGAUGGAGGAGACGCCCGAAUCUGGGUUGGAGAGGGCAUCCUGAAGCCCCUUGAUGCUGUUGAAGUCAACCUUGAUUCCGGGCACCACGACGAGGUGCUCAUAGUUGAGCUUGUCACCGUUGUCGAGAGUGACAGUGUUGGACUCUGGCGAGAAGGAUGCCAACUCUGUGUUGUAGAAUCGCAGCUUGGGAUCGAUCAAACUCUUGAGUGGUUUCCUGAGCUGCUCCUUAUUCUUGAGACCGCCGCCCACCAGGGUCCAUCCGGGCUGGUAGUGAUGCCAUUCUGCCGGGUCGACAAUCGCAAUGUCGUCUUGGGAGAAUUUCCCCUUGCGCAGGAGCUGGUGGCUGAUGGUCAGACCAGCUGAACCACCGCCGACAACGACGACCUUGUGAUUUCUGGUGGUGGAGGUGACAUUGGCGACACUCGCAAAAGUGCGCACGGCAGCCGGGGCCAGUUGCGUGAUGACUGAGCGGCGGGCAGCACAGGCUGCUGUGGUGACUAAUAGUUGACUGCUGGACAUGUUGGGAUGGUGAUGACGAGAGGUCUGUCAAACGGAGGUCUGAGAUCUCAGAUCCAGGAACAGGAGAGGUGUGUGCUGAAUGAGAUGGAGGACAAAGAGCUGAAAUGGUGUGCUCGAGCGUGAGCGAAUUACCCAAGGGAGACGGCCAAAUGUGGGGCAAGUCGCCGAGUCCCGGAGCUGUGAAACUUUUCUUGUCGCCGGUCGAGUUGACUGCACUUGUGAUGACUCGGCCACCGGGUGAGCAAGUUUCUCUUCCUCCCAUGAUACUCGGUCGGCGAAAACAGCCAUUCCACACAUCCGAUGAAGUUUUUCUCCCGGGCCGAGCGACCCGGUUAGUCACAGCGUUGCAAUAAUCGCCGUCUCUACGGCUGUCGGUGGCAGUCGGCGGCGUCGGAACUCGGCGGAUGAUGGGCAUCGUGGUGCUGAAAAACGGUUUCUAAGGAGAAAAAGCUGAAUAUGGCGAGAUCAAUCAGGUUCCCAGCUUAGCCCCCAUGCUUCUUGCCUCCCGGUAAUGCCCAGUAGGCCGGCGUCUGCAACAUCCCUGCAACACUUGUCAUACACAAAGCUUAAACAGACCGACUCCCAUCCCAACUGAUCAGCGUGUUGUCUUUGCCCUCACGCUCACCAAGACCACCAUGAACACCCUUCAGGUACAGCAAUGCGUUGAAAACGCCAUCAGAUGCCAGGCGACCACCCGCCUGCUCCUCACCCCCCUGGUCAUUUCUUCGCUUCGACUUCCACGCACCCAAUUUUUCUACCACUCUCAACAUCGGUCUUUCCACCGAGCGGCGGCAGGGAGACCCUGUUGUCGACAAUCUGAAAAUCCACCUCGACUGUCUCAAUGUCUACUACGCAAGACCUACUCUUCAGCUACUUCCCCUGCUCCGUCAGAACCUACCAUUCAUCCAGUCUUUGAACAGAGAACUGGCACUUUUCAAUAUCUAGUCGUCGAUUCAGUAACCAAAGACGCAGUCAUUAUCGACCCUGUUUUGGACUACGACAAGUGCAGCACCACCAUUACCACCACCGCGGCUGACGGCCUCCUGUCUUUGGUCCGUGAAAAGGGAUACAGGAUCGUGCGCAUUCUAGAGACCCACGCCCAUGCCGAUCACUUGACUGCUUCCUUUUAUCUCCAACGGCAGCUGGUCAAGCAGCAGGACCUGAAACCCCCCGUGAGCAUCGGCAAGCGGAUUGGACAGGUACAAACCUUGUUUGGGCAGAGAUAUGGGAUCGACGCCAAAGAGUAUGAAGGUGUUUUCGACAAACUGUUCGAGGACGAUGAAGAGUUUUCUAUUGGAACGUUAAAGGCAAAGGCCCUGCAUCUUCCCGGCCACACCCCAGAUCAUUUGGGAUACAAGAUCGGAGACAAUAUCUUUUGCGGAGACUCCAUCUUCCAUACUGACAUUGGCACGGCAAGGUGUGAUUUUCCCGGCGGAUCGGCCCACGCCUUGUAUCAGUCAGCCCGCAAGAUCCUGUCUCUGCCUGAUAAUGUCAAGAUCUGGACCGGGCACGACUAUCCACCCGAUGGUUUGAGAGAGCCUGUGCCAUUUGUCACCGUUGGCGAGCACCGCCAGAAGAACAAGCACCUGAGAGAUGGCGUUACUGAAGAGGAAUUUGUCAAGAUGAGAAAGGAAAGAGACGAGCAUCUGGCUGCCCCAAGACUGCUGCAUGAGAGUCUACAGGUGAAUGUGAGAGCUGGAAGAUUGCCAAGUCAAAACGACUCCGGCAUGAGGUUAUUAAAGGUGCCUGUCAAAGUCAAGGGAGCAGGAGUAUGGCAGUAGGUGGGUGGGAAUUGCAAAAGCAUGACCAGGCCGACGAAUUGUGUAACUCGUACUGCUACGGUCCUUUCGCAGUCGUGAUUGUCGCUAUCGGCAAGACUUCACCGUGGAGGCAGGAGAAGGUGGCGGCGUACGUGACUGCGCCAGUGAGGUUUUUGGCUCUUCUCCAUGCUUGUCCAUGUCUGUCUCUAUCGAGAAGCUUUGUUUUCUGUUCCCGGGCAUGGAUCAUUCAGAAGAUGGCAUGCUGUCCCAGUCACUGGUUGAAGAUGGAGGGAAUAUACGAUUCGUAGCUUGGCUAAUGGACAAAUCUUUUAUGGGUAAUAUGCUAUCUAAACGUGGUAUAAAACUACCUGCAAUGAUGCAUAUUGAGUGCG